Molecule: messenger RNA, 1293 nt
Organism: Sciurus carolinensis (gray squirrel)
Lineage: Eukaryota; Metazoa; Chordata; Mammalia; Rodentia; Sciuridae
Gene: Pax9
Product: paired box 9
Biological process (GO): regulation of transcription by RNA polymerase II; anatomical structure development
Molecular function (GO): RNA polymerase II cis-regulatory region sequence-specific DNA binding; DNA-binding transcription factor activity, RNA polymerase II-specific
Source: RefSeq, a predicted model, not a curated record
AUGCAGAACUCAAGCCUCUUUCAUCAGGGCACAGACUUCCUUUUACUCCUUCCUUUUGCACUCUCGCCUCCUCCUCCCGGGGAGAAGCUGAGGUACCGGCAGCCCGGAGCAGCGACAGGCCGGGCUACUGAGGCCUUGAGAAAAGUUUUUUUCUGGGAGUGUGGAACUGGGGCCCGUUUGGUGUACUGUUCGGAGCAAUGGUCCGAGUGGCAGGCGGCUGUCCCAAGCGGCGGGUGCGCGUCCCCGCGCGCGUGUGUUCCUUUUGCAGAGCCAGCUUUUGGGGAGGUGAACCAGCUGGGAGGAGUGUUCGUGAACGGAAGGCCGCUGCCCAACGCCAUCCGGCUUCGUAUUGUGGAACUGGCCCAACUGGGCAUCCGACCGUGUGACAUCAGCCGCCAGCUACGGGUCUCUCACGGCUGCGUCAGCAAGAUCCUGGCGCGCUACAAUGAGACCGGGUCGAUCUUGCCAGGAGCCAUCGGGGGCAGCAAGCCCCGGGUCACCACCCCCACCGUGGUGAAACACAUCCGGACCUACAAGCAGAGGGACCCCGGCAUCUUCGCCUGGGAGAUCCGGGAUCGCCUGCUGGCUGACGGCGUAUGCGACAAGUACAACGUGCCCUCGGUGAGUUCCAUCAGCCGCAUUCUGCGCAACAAGAUCGGCAACUUGGCCCAACAGGGUCAUUACGACUCAUACAAGCAGCACCAGCCUGCGCCGCAACCUGCGCUUCCCUACAACCACAUCUACUCAUACCCCAGUCCUAUCACGGCUGCUACCGCCAAGGUGCCCACGCCACCCGGGGUGCCCGCCAUCCCCGGUUCGGUGGCCAUGCCGCGCACCUGGCCCUCUUCGCACUCUGUCACCGACAUCCUGGGCAUCCGCUCCAUCACCGACCAAGGAGUGAGCGACAGCUCCCCCUACCACAGCCCCAAGGUGGAGGAGUGGAGCAGCCUGGGCCGCAACAACUUCCCUGCUGCCGCUCCGCACGCGGUGAACGGGCUGGAGAAAGGAGCCUUGGAGCAGGAAGUCAAGUAUGGUCAGGCACCAAAUGGUCUCCCAGCUGUGAGCAGUUUUGUGUCAGCAUCCAGCAUGGCUCCUUACCCCACCCCAGCCCAGGUGUCACCUUACAUGACCUACAGCGCUGCUCCUUCUGGUUAUGUUGCUGGACAUGGGUGGCAACAUGCGGGUGGCACCCCACUGUCCCCCCACAACUGUGACAUUCCCGCAUCGCUGGCCUUCAAGGGAAUGCAGGCAGCCAGAGAAGGUAGUCAUUCUGUCACCGCUUCUGCACUCUGA